Messenger RNA from Temnothorax curvispinosus, 1965 nucleotides. Its product is annotated as mitochondrial 2-oxodicarboxylate carrier-like. The transcript is spliced from 8 exons. The coding region runs from base 851 to 1753 and encodes 300 amino acids. The record is from RefSeq and is a predicted model, not a curated record. Gene Ontology annotation, biological process: transmembrane transport. NCBI's taxonomy places the organism in Eukaryota, Metazoa, Arthropoda, Insecta, Hymenoptera, Formicidae.
UAUUUUGUUUUCUUUCCCUUUUUCUUUUUAUUCAUCCGGUCGUCUACUUUGCACGUCGACGCGAUCUUUAACGCUCGCUUAUCGCGAACGUCGCAAAGAAACGCAAAAAGAAAAAGAGAAUUUCUCCAAUCACUCAAUUAUGCAACGCGGUUAGAUAACGAACGUGAUGAUGACGCGCUCGCGAUGAGUCGUCGAUUCGUCGCGAAUCGAUCCGUGCGGGAUAUUAUAACUUAAUUGAUGCAUGCCGAUUGUUGUAAGUAAAUUCUCGCGUGUUAUACGAAAAUUUUACCAUGUUAUCGGGAUCGCGGGCUCUGUCGCGGUCGGAAUGCAUGCAAGAGUGGGAAAGUUUCUAUUCGACCACAUAUAAUAAUAGUUAUAAACUUGGAACGACGAUGUUUUCUUAUUAGCUAAAUUUACCGGGUAGAAUUUGCUGUUUUGUACAUGGUCUUCUGCUCUAGAAAGGUCUGCAUAAUAAUGUUUCACACGUGUUUUUGCAUAUGCACAUAGAUAAAGGUCGUGGUGUUCUCCAGAUUUCUUGCACGCAGUAUGGAUCAUGCUGACAGGAACUCUGAUCAAGACAAGGUGUCGGUUGUGAAAAUAGAGAAACUUUAAUUUAUACAGCAAAAGUGCAGGUAUAUCGGCGCAUAAAUCAACACUUUCUGAUGUCUCACUGGAGAAGAUAGCACAUACAUAUUAUUCCAUUUCAUCCGUUAAACCGAGCUGAUGCAACCUGUAGCGAGCAAAUGACAACAUAGGGUAUUAUAUUACGUUGACGUGAAAGAUAAUAUAUUUUGAUUAUUUUUCCCGUAUUUUAUAUCAAUCGGACGAUCCGUUUAUCGAGACUGCAAAAAUGACACGCAAUACCACGGAGAAUCUCUUAAAAGAGGCUGCCAUCCAGAUUGGUGCUGGUGGAUCGGCAGGUUUUAUCGAAGUUUGCAUAAUGCAUCCAAUGGAUCUUGUUAAAACGCGUUUUCAACUCCAAGUGAAGACAACCAAGUCAGAUCCAUUAUAUUAUACAGGAAUUCGGGAUUGUAUGACUAAAAUGUACAAGACUGAAGGAUUACCGGCAUUUUGGAAGGGAAUUUUGCCCCCGAUACUUGUAGAAACUCCCAAACGUGCAGUUAAAUUUUUUACGUUUGAGCAAUAUAAACAGUUUUUCUUAUUCGGCGCUAGUGCACCCACUCCGUUGACAUUCUCAUGCGCUGGUUUCUUUGCCGGUGUUACAGAGGCUAUAUUAGUUAAUCCUUUCGAAGUGGUCAAAGUAAAACUACAAUCUAAUCGAAAGCACGUGAAAGAAAGCCCGUCAACAGUCGCAGUGACAAAAGAGAUAAUUUCAAAGUAUGGAUUGAACGGUCUGAACAAAGGGCUUUCAGCCACCAUAAUGAGAAAUGCGGUGUUCAAUUCAUUUUAUUUUGGUUUUUAUCAUUCUGUUAAAGGAUAUAUACCGGCCAGUAAAGAACCUUGGCUGGAAUUCUUAACUAAAGUUGCUAUAGGAUUCGUCUCGGGUACCGUCGCUUCCUGUUUAAACAUACCGUUUGACGUGGCUAAAAGUCGCAUUCAGGGACCACAAGAUGGUAAGACGCAAUACAAAGGGACACUGAACACCAUGCGUAUUGUUUACAAGAGAGAAGGAUUUAGAGCCUUGUACAAAGGCUUGGUGCCAAAGGUGCUGAGAUUAGGUCCAGGCGGUGCCAUUAUGCUUGUAGUAUAUGACUACAUGCAUGUAUUUCUUACAAAAAAGUUCAAAGACUAACAUCUUCACUGCAUUUUAACAAGCUGUGAGGUAGCUAUAAGUAUAAGUUACUCUUUAAAAUGCAUUUAAUAUAUAUAAAUAUGUUUAUUAUAAUAUAUAAUGUAUAUUUUUUAAUGUAAAAACAAGAUAUAGAUUCAUAUAAUUUUUUAAUCAUAAAAAUAUAAUUCUUUACAUGUUAUAUGUGUCAAAUAAACGACCUUUUUAUAAUUUUA